Molecule: messenger RNA, 1264 nt
Organism: Cololabis saira (Pacific saury)
Lineage: Eukaryota; Metazoa; Chordata; Actinopteri; Beloniformes; Belonidae
Product: zinc finger protein 239-like
Exons: 1
Coding region: 149-1102 (317 amino acids)
Cellular component (GO): nucleus
Source: RefSeq, a predicted model, not a curated record
CCCACGAGAAAAUGUUUGUAAGGUGGAGGAGGACGGGGUUUUCAGUGACCAGCACCACGAUAACCUGGAGAGGAGCUGCAGCCCGGACCAGGAGGAACCAGGGCAUCCACAGACUACAGAACUGGAGGAAGACUCCAGCGGUCAGGAGAUGAAGCACGAGGACGUAGAGGUGGAUGUCUCAUUGGUCAAUCUCGCUGAUGUGAAAGUUGAAAAUGAUGAACCAGGACCAAACUGUGGCCAGCUGCUGUUGCACACUUCUACUGAAGCUCAAAACAAAGAUGAGGAAGGGACUGAAAGUUUACGCUCAGACUCCAGUAAAACUGCAGAUCCGGAGCCAAUGAGACGACACGGUGACCACGAAGAGGCUGCUGUCCCGUCAGACAGCAACUGUAAAUCAAAGCUGAUCAGGACCCACAUGGGGAAGAAGGUAUUUUCUUGCAGCACUUGCAGGAAAGAGUUCAGUAAAAGUUGUAAUUUAAUGGAUCACGUGAAGAUCCACACUGGCGAAAGGCCGUACCUGUGCAACACCUGCGACAAAACCUUUACUACAUUAUCAAAUCUUAAACGGCACAUAACCACGCACACGGGCGAGAAGCCCUACAUUUGCAAAACAUGUGGAAAAAGUUACACAGAACGUUCCAACCUGGUGAUUCACUCGAGGACCCACACCGGCGAAAAGCCGUACCUGUGCAACACCUGCAGCAAAACCUUUACUAAUUUAUCAGCUCUUAAAAGCCACAUAACCACACACACGGACGAGAAGCCCUACAUCUGCAAAACAUGUGGAAAAAGUUACAGGCUACGUUCCACCCUGGUGGUUCACUCGAGGACCCACACUGGCGAAAGGCAGCACCUGUGCAACACUUGCGGAAAAACCUUUACUCAAUCAUCACUUCUUAAACGCCACAUAACCACGCACACGGGCGAGAAGCCCUACAUCUGCAAAACAUGUGGAAAAAGUUACAGGCUACGUUCCACCCUGGUGAUUCACUCGAGGACCCACACUGGUGAAAAGCCGUACGUGUGCAACACCUGCAGCAAAACCUUUACUAGAUCAUCAUCUCUUAAAAGCCACAUAACCACGCACACGGGCGAGAAGUGAUAUUUGUGCAAGACGUGUUGAUGUUUUUAAAAAGAGGCUCAAGACCCAUCUCUUUAAUCAGGCUUUUAACUGACUCAUUUAACUCUUUUAAAUUUUUUAUGCUCACCCUUAUUUUUAUUGGAUCUUACUGCUCUGUUUUAUAUUUAGUUUAUCCUUUUUUUA